AUGGAUUCAAUAGAGGCUCGUUUACAGUUUAUACAGGUGUUGAAGAACUUGCACAAAACUUUGCACAGUGUCUUGUCGACAAGCACAGCGGCGACAAGCGUUACGGCUGGUGCAGCGGUCUCGCCGCAACACAAGUUUGAAACACCAGACCCAAUACAGUUCUACUUGAACAACUGCAAGGAACACUACGAGGACUUCCACUUGUGCAUGCUCGACCAAAUGGAGAAGAUGGACCCACUGGAUAGGGUCACCGUUGUGUUGUACUACGGCAAGAUCAUGGGGAUACUCAAUCGGGAUUCAGCACCAAUCCCACAGCGGAUCGUCUCACAGUUCAUGCUUCCAUCUCUGGCCACAGUGUUCCAGUUGGCUCUGCCGCAGGGAAACACAGAGUCCCUUGCAAACUUGACUGUGUGUCUCGACAUGCUCAACAUACUCAGGGAAGAAUUUGCUGGGGAACAGCACUCAGAAGUCUUCCGCUCCGUGAAAGAGGUGGUCCACCAACGGAUGCAGUUCAAGACGGAACUUCAGCAGAGGUACUUAGAGGAGGGCACGUUAGCGCUGAGCGCAGACCCGCAGACACCACAACCGGUUUCCAAAGAAACAGUCGCCACGACACUCGGUAGGAUGGAGCUGGACAGAGAGCGACACAAACGGUCGAAGGAACAAAUCUGGGUUGUCGAGAGACCCAACCACAGUAUCCUAAACGCGGCAGAGUUUGAGCAGAAAUGGGCCAGCACAGAACCCCUCAACGAGUUCGACAUGGCGCAAAUACGGCAUCUGACCAAUCUAGCAAGAGAGUCGUACCUUAUAUAG
Molecule: messenger RNA, 813 nt
Organism: Huiozyma naganishii CBS 8797
Lineage: Eukaryota; Fungi; Ascomycota; Saccharomycetes; Saccharomycetales; Saccharomycetaceae
Gene: CTK3
Product: Ctk3p
Exons: 1
Coding region: 1-813 (270 amino acids)
Biological process (GO): positive regulation of DNA-templated transcription, elongation; positive regulation of transcription by RNA polymerase I
Cellular component (GO): CTDK-1 complex
Source: RefSeq, a predicted model, not a curated record